AUGCAGAGCGCUGAGGGUGCAGGAGGCGGGGAGGAGGGAAGGGAGGGAAGGGAGGGAAGCUCCAGCCAAGAAGAGAGAGGCGGCCAUCUGCAGGAUGGAAGUGACAGAGCGGCAGAGCAUGGCUCACUGGAUCAGUCAGGACCAGAGCCUGAUGAACCGACCCCCCAGCUUCACCCUGACCACAGUGAAGGGGAUGAAUACUCCCCUGCAGCCACACAUUCAGAGCAAGAACAUGUUGCUCAGUUAAUACCUCACCUCUCAAACCUUAACACAUCAGAAGACAUGGAGGAACGGGAGCCACUGCCGGAGGAGGAGGAGGAGUUCAUUGUUCUCGACUCUGAACAUCCGCUGGUCAGAAGGCAGCAAGCUGCUCUGAACAGUCAGCUCAGCAAGCAGCUAGAGAGGAUCAACAUGGAACUGAAGGAAAAGCUCGCAAUGGAGAAGGCAGAUGCCAACCACAUGCAGAACUUACAUAUUGAGAUAUUUGGGGUUCAAGAGCAGCUGGCCAGACUCCAGACCAAGCUGGAGGGCCGUCAACAUACCAAGGCAGAGGCUGAAGCCAAACGUCUGCAGGCACUGGAUCAGCUGAAGGCAAUGAAGAGCCAGUUUUCCAGUAUUACCAACCAGGACAUAAAAGCCAAAGCCAAUGUGUCCCAGCUACAGGCGGAGAUAGACAACCUGAUGCUGCAUCUCGUCUUCACGCAAGGAGUCAGUGAAGAUUUGCGCUCUAAUGUCAAAGCCAUGAAGAAUGUCAAAAGCAAAGCGGGAGCAGAGAAAAACCAGGCCAAGGAGCAGAAAUUGAAGCAGGAUUUGUAUGUAGAGCGUCUAACAAAGGACAUGGAGAGCCUGACGGAGCAAAUAGCCAUGUAUGAAGUUCAGGCCAAGGCUCAAGCAGAGGAGACACAGGCAGCCAAAGCAGCUCUCUCCGAGGCUGAGAUGGAAAUGGCAUCUCUGGUAAUGGCCCGUAAACAGCUGCUGCAGCAGUGGAGCGGCAGCCUGGUGGGAAUGAGGAGACGAGAUGAGGCCUUCAGCGCCAUGCAGGAAGCUGUGUGCGCUGUUGAUCACCAGAUGAUCUUGCUGGACAGAGAGAUUGAAGGCUACAAGAAAUCCACCGCUGAAGAGCAGGAGCAAAAUGAGACAUUAACUAUGCAGCUGAACUGGUCCCAGAUGGACUGUGCCACCUCCAAAAAGCUGAUCAGUCAGAAGCAGGCUAAGCAAGAGGCUCUGCAGGCCCACUACAGCACCUGCCUCCGUACUCUUAGGGAGACAGAGCGCACCCUCGCCAGGCUCACUAAGGAAACCAGCGCCCACCAGACUGAAGCGAACGAUCAGAGGAGGCAGCUGGAGAAAGAGAGUUCUGUGCGUCUGGAGUUGGAGGACCAGAUCAUGACCCACAUGCAGCAGAAGCUCACCCACAACAAAGCUGCCAAGUACUCCCAAAGGCUCACCAGCAAGAUAGCAUCACUUAAGAAGGAAAAGGUCUCUCAGUUGUGGCAGCUGGAGAACAGUGUAGUGGUGGUGGGACUGGAGAGCAGCGAGCUCAGCCAACAACUGGACAGCCUGGCCCACACCCAGGAGGCCCUAGACAAGGAGAUCGAAAAGUACAACAACUUGCUGACAACCAACCAGGCUAAGAUUUCUUCCUUUGUUAUGCAAACCAGUCAGAAUCAGUCCACCAUCAGCACCUAUAACAAAAAAAUCAGUGAAAUUGCAGCCAGAACUGGGCAUGAGGACCUGAGUCCUCUAGAAAUCAAGAUAGAGACAUUGAUGGCUAAGAUUGAGGAGCUGGCAGCGAAUAUCCAGAAUGACCUGAAGCUCUGGGUGAAACGACAAGAGACUCUAGUAGGACUGACCCAGGAGAUAGAGGCCAACAGCAAGGACAUGCUCAAACUGCAAACAGAGUACACUGUCAUGCAGCAGAAGAAAAUACGCUUGGAGAGUCAGAUUGAAGUGGAGCACCGUGAGGAGAGGGAGCUGGAGAAGAAUGCGAAGAUGCUGAAAGGAGACCUGCUGAAGCUCAACACCCUGCUGAGCAAGAACGGACAGCUCAGCCUGGCACUGGAGCAGGAGAACACACUGAUGGAGACAGACUUCAUUCACAGACUCAAGGAAGCAGAGUGGGAGUCUAUCGAGAUGCAGAUGAAGCACGAGAAGACCCAGGAGGAAAAAGAGAGACUCCUCAACACUCUGGUGGAGGCUGAGCGACAGAUCAUGCUGUGGGAGAAGAAGAUCCAGCUUGUAAAAGAAACUCGUUCAGCUGUCAACUCCGAGGUGGGCCAGGGAGAAAUCAAGAUGAUGAAGGCUGAGAUACACCGCAUGGAGGUGCGACUCAACCAGCUGAUGAAGCAGCAGGAGCAGCUGCUGAGGGAGAGUGAAGCGACAGUGGCGAGGAGGGAGACCAUCGUCCUGCGCAGGGAAGCCAUGAUCCACAGCUCCCACAGCUCCCACAAACAGAGCACAAUGGGCGAGCUGAGCCGCGUCAUACAGGGCCUGCAGCGCAAGAUCCAGGACACGCACAAGCAUGCGGUAGAGUGUGAGCAAGUGAUCAGGGAGCUACAGGAGAGCCAGGUGAGUCUGAGCGACAGUCUUGCACAGCAGAAGCAGCAGCUGAUAGAACUCUGCGGCACCAGCUACACCCUUGACCCCGACUUUGAAAAUCUCCAGGACACCAAAGACAGGAACUUAUCCCACCUGGUGACUCUACAGAACCGGACCAAGAAGCUGCAGGGGGUGCGUGAGGGCAGCUACAAAGCCUCGUCCACCAGCGAAUCUGUCGACGCCGCUCUGCAGAGCCAGAAGGAGCGUGUGCACGCUGCCAGCAGCAUCUUGCACUGCGUGUGUGAGGAGUUCCCCGAGCACCAGGGGGCGCUCCGCAGGCUGUCGCUGGCACUGGCAGCACACACACAGGCCCUGUAGCCCAAGACGUCCUGGGAGUGAGGGGAAGAUAGACAUGGCUGUGAGUACAGGACAGGGAGUGCAGAGGAUGGAAAGGGAGUAAAGAUGAGGCAAAGAUAAGAAGGAAAGAUUAGCUAAGUGAUGACCUGUGAAGAAUGAGAGGUGAUUUGUUUUAAUGUUUGCAUUCUUUUAUGCUUGGAAUGAAAUACUGAUUGUGAAACAAUGUAAUAAAAUAAAGACCUAUUAAACAGUAGUGCAAAUAACAAAAUCCUUCAUAGAGUUUGGCUUUUUCAGUCCAGUUGCCAGUAUGGGAGCUUUUAAACAAUGAAAGGUUAGUAAAUACAUAAAGAGUUGCUAGUGACAUUGUAACAA
Messenger RNA from Morone saxatilis (striped sea-bass), 3267 nucleotides. RefSeq names its product coiled-coil domain containing 40 (gene ccdc40). NCBI's taxonomy places the organism in Eukaryota, Metazoa, Chordata, Actinopteri, Moronidae. The transcript is spliced from 18 exons. Gene Ontology annotation, biological process: heart looping; epithelial cilium movement involved in determination of left/right asymmetry; axoneme assembly. The record is from RefSeq and is a predicted model, not a curated record. Gene Ontology annotation, cellular component: cytoplasm; cilium. The coding region runs from base 1 to 2916 and encodes 971 amino acids.